CUAAGUCAGCCCUCUCCUCCACCUCCCGCCUGCAGGUCCCGGCUGUGAAGGGUGGAAAUCGCGGCCCAGAUGCGGACAGGACUUGUCCCUGGGAACGCUCGCUCCCACUGGCCGGCAGAGACAGGACCCUGGGGGUGACGCCCGUGACACAACCCCUCUGCCGUGACGCCCUCCAAGGACGCCGUGGCUCCUUCCCCAUGUCCAGCUGUCCUCCCUCUGGCACCGACCUCUCAAAUUCCCAGCAGCUGAUGCUGUGCUGCAGGGAGGUGCCCUUCCGCCUUGCAACCCCUCGUCCCUCGACCGGAACCUUCCGUGAUCAUCCAAAGCGAAGCGGCUGGCACUUACUGAGAGCAGAAAAAAACCACCAGGAUUUGAGACGCCAACUGUUACAACUCCAUCGAGUAAUCAAAUAUUCUCAAACGCAGACACCAGAGCAGAAAGGAAAUACCCGUCGAGGUCAGCAGUCACGACAAGCCAGAGCGGCGGCUCCGUCUGGGGCCGUCCCGGAAGGUGACAGUCCUGUCUGCACUUCGCAGAGCGGGGCCCGGGCAGCGAGAGGCGAAGGUCACAGAGGGAGCCCUGACGGAUGCGGUGGCCGUGCCGGGUAUGCCCAGCCAGCAUCUACGAGGGACCUCAGGACCCAGAGCGUGCGCCUCCCCCGUCCCUACUUCCCUUUCCCUAAAGGUCCCCUGCAUUCCACUCUCCCUGCAGUUGAUUCUGGGAAAUGCCCCGGGCAGUGUCUGGGCUGCACCACAGACCAUCCCAGGGGCCACCUGUCAGCCGAGGUCGUUAGACGCUGGCCCCUGGGAGACUGACAGGAGCGGCUGGGCCCGUUAAUGCCCGAGGCGGAAAAAGGCUUUGCCGCCUGGUGACUGGCUUGUGCUCCUGGAGGAACUCGAGCAGGAACCAGCUGACGGGCGCCAGCGCGGUGGCUCCACGGAGCAGGGAGCCCGCGGACCCGAGGGCUGCUCUCGGUCCAGCCUCGUGCGCGCCUUGGACGCGGCGACUCUGUGUUCGCGUGCGUGCUGCCGUUUCAGACCCUCCCGCCGUUUCUUCUCGUCGCCUGGUGUGAGCCGAGCCACAUGAGUGGGAGAUGUCCCCUGCCUGGUGGGCCUCUCUCCGGCCCCCGCGACGAUGCCACUGACCACACAAGGCUGGCCGUCCCUGGUGCCUCCUGAACCGGCCCUGAGCCACCUCUCUGCGGGAGGCUGGAAGCAGACGUGGCCUCAGGCCUCCUCGGGGUCACCCUCAGCUUUCUCUACACACAUCACGGGGUUGAAAAAUUGCCCUGACAUUGCGGGUAGCACAAGAAUUUAAAGAAAGAAAAUGAGCUUAGGCUAAAAGGACCAAGACCACAGUCUAAGAAGAAAUAAAAAUCGAGGGGCGCUUGGUGGAAGAGACUUGAGCUGCCAACGAUAUUUUUUCCUGGUCUACACCGGGGGACAUUUACGAUCUUCUAGAAGAAAUGGCAGGUGGGGGCGGGAGGGUCUACACCAGGAUUUGCGACUAUGCAAAUAGUUACAGCUAUAAUUUGCAACCGUAGUCACAUCUCCUCCUCACGUGGCUGCAGCCUGCUCCAAAACUGAUUGCACACCAGUUUCCUCAUUCAUUAAAAAGGCUGGCGGUGUUACUGGAAUCGGUCGGACCCCGCCUGAAGCACCGUGUUUUACCCCCUGGGGGCCUGAGCCGGGAGUGGCUCGAGCAGAGGGGAGGUGGGAGAUUUGGUCAGAGAAGUGAGAGAGGAGACGAGGGGACCGCCAUCGCCAGGGCCAUGUGCUACGCGCGCCAUCGCCAGGGCCAUGUGCUACACGCGCCAUCGGGGCCAUGUGCUAUGCGCGCCAUCGGAGCCAUGUGCUACGCGUGUGCACGCUCACCUCUGGUGCCAGGAAGCUCGGUCUUAAGGACAUGAGUCCUUCCCCGCUUGCCUUGUCUGAUGGACAAAGAGGAAAUUCUCCUGACGGCAUUUUCGUCCCGGUCCAGCGUACCUCCGAGGACGUCAUCCUCAUUCUUCUAGGCGAAGGUCCUUUGCUGCCUCUGAGCCUGCUUUUGAGGUCGCUUACUCUGCCCUGAAUCUGGACCCCUUUCUUUCUGCUGAGCGCCCGUUGUUCCGAGCUUGUGGAAGGCCCUUCUCUGCCGGAAAGCUUCCUGCUUAGUUCCCCUGGACUCGCCGCCCCGCCCGCCCGUCCACCUGCUGCCGCUCCGGCAGGCUGGGCCCGUGUCUCGCCCUUUUUCUCGCCCACACACAUUCGGACACAGUCCCCACGAGUGCCCCAAGGAGAGGACGUGCUCCCUCUGGUUGUCCCCACAGCGCCCCAUCCUGGGACCUGCCCAGGAAUUACGCAUCCUUGGGCGCUGUGCCAGGAGAUGGGUCCUUGGGGCAGAGACCUGCGCGGACCAAGGACGUCACACGUUUACGAGUGACUCCAUGGUGGGCAGGAUGGGAAGAGGGCGCCUGCUUCAGGACUGCAGGCUCCGGGGUCAAGCUGCUCGCCCACCAAGGCCAAUGUCAGACUUGAGGUGGGUCUCCCCCACCGAACCGCCUGCAGGCGGGCGCCCCAGCCCGUGUGGGGGACAUUUGGAACCUCUGUGCUCUGGCGUCUCACGAGCCACCCAGGCCGUUCAUGGCUUCGUCGGCGUUCCUGCCAGGGGCGCGCACGGCAAAGGGCCGAGGUGAGAAGAGCCUAGAAGAACCUGCAGUGCGAGCUGGGGAGACCCCGGGGUCACGGGGACUCGACCAGACCACGCCCUGGUGCCGAGGUCCCCUGGGAGGUAUGCGAUCGGAGGCCAAGGGCCAGGACGAGAAAGUGAAUGACAUAUUUGCUCGCGAUCUAUUUUUAAUAUCCUGUAAACACAUCUUGCUUAUAACUAAGGCCCGACCGAGCUGCCAGCCAGGCACAUUCCAGCAGUUCCCCGAGAACACCUCAGAGGUUACCCCAUCAAAGGCACAAACCCCUGAAUUCCAGACGGACGCCAGCCGCCCAGUCGCAGGCCCGGCGCUGCCCGUGGGCUGUGGUGAGGCCGUAGACAGCCAGCCCCAAAGGAAAGGACUCCGACGGAGGCCCAGGCGGCCAGUUCACUGGAGUCCUGGUCUUGACCCUGAGUGGACCCAAGAGGGCCCAGGGUGUCCAGUGAGAGACCUGCGGACGCCGAGACUCAGGGCGCUGUGGGUAGCCAUGGAGGAGGUCAGGGGGGCUGACGUCUGGAGCCUCUGACCUGGCCAGCAGCCCACCCCACCAACCCUUGCUGAAAAAAUUUGCAGGGAGCACCAUGGCCAGGGGGCUAAAUCCCGAAGGCCAGCGGAGCCCCCAGACCUCCCCGUCUCUCCUGACGCUGGGAGCGGGGCCUUGUUAAAGGACUUGUGACUCACCUUGCUCACCUUGGGACACCUGGGGGAUGGCUGGGAAGAGCAAGUGUCUCUGAGGUGGCUGCCACCGCCGUCACCUCAGAGACACUUAUUCUGCCGCUUCCUUCCUGGGGCUGAUUUUCAAGCCUCAGGGGUAACGGAAAGCAGCCCCCUUCCCGUCGCCCUGCCUGUCCCCCAAAGAUGGUGGCUGUCCCUGUCCCAGGCUGAGCCCCGCCUCUCCCAGCCUGAGAGACACAGUAGGAGACAUCGGCUUCACUAGGAAAGAGGACUCACGCCUUAACCUUUGGGGACAGUCAGAGAAGCUCAUCUCCACGAGCCUCAGAGGAACCCAGAGCUGCCCCUUGCCACCAGCUGUGUGCCCUGGGGCAGGUCCCCACUCUGUCUGGGCCUGGGUUCCCCAUCUGUUCCGUGAGGGGCUGGGCUCAGAACGCCGGGCCUCCCACGCUGAGCAGCAGCAGAGGACAGCGGUCUGGACGGCCACACCCCAGCCCGCCUCCCUGGCAGGACCCCCGAUUGGUAGCCCUCUCCCACGUCCCCCCAACUUGCCUUUCACCCCCCUGACCAAGCGGUUGGGUUGGUUUCCUUCUAAUCAAUGACGGACUUUUUAAAGAACGAACCCACAUUUCUGGGGGGGCGAAGACCUGAGGCCGGUGUGUGAUUGUCGGACAGGAGCCUCUGCCCCGUUUCCACACCAAACACCAUCUGGGGUCUCUCUUUUGUCCUUAAAAGGUAGUGAGGUACGUGGAGUUUACUGUACCCCGCCAAGCAGGUGGGAAAACUGAGGUCCAGGGAGAGGCUUGCAGGGUGAGUGGCAGCUCGGACUGCUGGUCCCUCAAGAGGCCGGGGCGGAAAGCCUCUAAAGCCACCAACCCCGCCAGCUCCAAGUGCUCUCUGAGGCGUAAGUGUGAAGUAUGUGUAAACUGCAGAUUACUCUCUCCGUGCCGCUAUGUCUCCCGGGAUCAGCAGGACCAGGGCAGCUGGCAAGGACACCAGCGGUGACCUCAGGGCUCAGCCGGCGCCCGGAGCCCAGUGGCCAGGACACCCCCACUGGGGCCAGCUCAGUUACCGCAGCCCUUUGCUGCCAGCCGCGCCCAGGCAGGGGGGCUGGGUCUGCAGAGCGGACGCCCUCACGGCCGCAUCUCAAGGGAAGGGGAAGGGACAGCCCCCCCAGACCCCUGCCCCAGGCCCUUCCGGGCUCAGCGGCUGGGUGGGCGGCCGGCUGGCAGGAGGGUGCCCCGGAGGUGGGCCACGUUUCCCUUGGGGGUCAAUUACAUGGGAGGAAACCUGAGCUGUGCCUG
Molecule: messenger RNA, 4662 nt
Organism: Pteropus alecto (black flying fox)
Lineage: Eukaryota; Metazoa; Chordata; Mammalia; Chiroptera; Pteropodidae
Exons: 6
Coding region: 198-815 (205 amino acids)
Source: RefSeq, a predicted model, not a curated record